Xenopus tropicalis (tropical clawed frog) is the source of this 2571-nucleotide messenger RNA. RefSeq names its product extracellular calcium-sensing receptor-like. Gene Ontology annotation, cellular component: cell periphery; plasma membrane; membrane. Gene Ontology annotation, molecular function: G protein-coupled receptor activity. The record is from RefSeq and is a predicted model, not a curated record. The transcript is spliced from 6 exons. Lineage: Eukaryota; Metazoa; Chordata; Amphibia; Anura; Pipidae. Bases 1 to 2571 code for a protein of 856 amino acids. Gene Ontology annotation, biological process: G protein-coupled receptor signaling pathway.
AUGCAGUGGGUACCCAUCACCCUAUACACCAUCGCCAUUGCUGUGAGCCCCUGCUCGGAGUCUGAGAGAGGCUGCAGCCUAUCCAGCCUGAGUACUGAUGGGCACGCCAGGCGCCCCGGAGACAUUAUAAUAGGCGCCACUUUUCUUAUCCACGUCAACCGAAUCCAGAGCAAAGCCCUAUUCACCAGCCAACCCCCGGAGCUGCAGUGCCAGGCGUUUGGGUUGGAUUACUACCAAAGCAUGAGGGCCUUACUCUUUGCUGUGGAGGAGAUCAACGCAAAUCCCAGGUUCCUUCCCAACAUUACGUUGGGUUUCCAAAUAUUUGACACCUGCACGGCUGUGAGGAGAGCAGCACAAGGGACACUCUGGAUGCUGUCAGGAGGACAAGAGAUCACCUCCAACUAUAAUUGUUUUCCAGAGUCCCAUCUGGCUGGGAUCAUUGGAGACUCUGCUUCUGUUCGAGCCAUUAUUAUGGCUCAGAUCUUAGGCCUAUCCCGCUACCCACAAAUUAGUUAUUUGGCAACCAGCCCCAUCUUAAGCAACCGGGACCUGUUUCCUUCAUUUUUCCGUACCAUUCCUAGUGACGAGUUUCAGGCAAUCGGUCUAGCCCAGCUGGUGUCUCACUUUGGUUGGACUUGGGUUGGCCUUCUGGCAGUUGACACUGACUAUGGCCAGUUUGGAAUUCAACUGGUAAAGCAAGAAAUAGUGAAAGCAGGUGCUUGUGUGGCAUUUUCUGAAGAUAUUGUGACCGGCAAACCCAACAGGAACGCUCCGCACAUUGCCCAAGUCAUCAAAGCGUCUACGGCAAAGGUUGUCAUAGUAAUAUCUGCCGAUUACGACCUAUUGAUUGUGCAGGAAGAACUUUUAACGCAAAACGUAACUGGAAGGAUCUGGAUAGCCAGUGAAGCUUGGGCAACCUCUACUCUGCUCUCGGAUAAAAAGUUACAAGCUAUUUUGGUGGGUACUAUUGGUUUUGCCAUUCACGGUGGGCUGAUUUCUGGCUUUCCAGAAUAUUUCAAAAGCCUCUCUCCGUUUGACCACCUUUAUGAUGCGUUCAUAAGGGAAUUCUGGGAACAAGCUUUCUCCUGCAAAUGGCUGGAUGAUUUAGCUGACAAUACUACGUUUCGUGGGUGUACAGGGAAUGAAAAGAUGGAGAGUCUAAAAAUGAAAAUUGAUAUCCGAAUUACACUUAAUGUCUACUCUGCCGUUUAUGCAUUUGCUUGGGCUCUCAAAAAUCUGAUUGACUGUAAACCCGGAACUGGACCGUUCAAGAGUGGGUCCUGCGCCAACAUCUCAUCAUUCCAUCCUUGGCAUCUUCUCCACUAUAUAAAAAAUGUUCAUUUUGAGACAAAAGACAAGAACGUGAUUUUUUUCGACGCUAAGGGAAACCCCCCAGCGAUUUACGACAUUGUAAACUGGCGGCUGAGUGCAACGGGGGCCAUGGAGCAGGUUGUAAUUGGCAGUUACAGCUCAGUUGCUGGAGGCGAGAAGACUUUGACAAUAAACAAUUCUGCAAUAACCUGGAUCUAUGGGGAAACUCAGGUCCCUCUUUCCAAAUGCAGUCGAAGCUGCCCGGUAGGGUUCAUGAAGGUGGCAUUGCCAGGGAAGCCGUCCUGUUGCUAUGACUGCGCUCGCUGCCAUCAAGGAGAAAUCUCAAACCAAACCGAUGCUGUGGUGUGCCACCAAUGUUCUCCAGAAACAUGGCCCAACCUUCAACAAGACCAAUGCAUUCCUAGGGUUAUAGACUUUCUCGCCUAUGAAGACCUGUUGGGUUUGAGCAUGGCAACCAUGUCAGUCUCCUCCUCGGCUGUUCCACUCGGCAUUCUGAGCAUUUUCAUUGUUUACCAAACCACGCCCAUAGUCCGAGCCAACAACUACUCCCUUAGCUGCCUUCUCCUGCUUUCCCUGUUCCUCUGUUUCCUUUGCUCUUUAGGGUUCAUUGGUUACCCACAACCUGAAAAGUGCCUUCUGCGCCAGGUGGCAUUUGGGAUGGUUUUUGCCCUCUGCAUCUCCUGUGUUCUGGCCAAAACCAUCACUGUUGUCAUUGCCUUUAAUGCAACCAAACCCGGCAGCAGGUUAAGAAAGUGGACAGGAGUGAAGGUUUCAAAAAGUGUCGUCAUGUUCUGCACGUGUAUUCAGUUCUCUAUUUGUGUAUUGUGGGUUUCCUUCUCGCCCCCCUUCCCAGAACAGGACACCAAAACCCAACCUGGAGUCAUCAUUUAUAGUUGCAAUGAGGGUUCACCCUUUGCUUUCUGGAUCAUGUUGGGUUAUCUUGGGCUCUUGGCCUCCAUCAGUUUCAUUGUUGCCUUCCUGGCCAGACGCCUCCCUGACAGUUUCAAUGAAGCCAAAUUGAUCACAUUCAGUAUGUUGGCUUUCCUCAGUGUGUGGGUGUCCUUUAUCCCAGCCUAUCUCAGUGCCCGGGGCAUGUAUACUGUGGCAAUGGAGGUCUUUGCCAUCCUGUCUUCCAGUUGGGCGGUGGUGGGCUGUAUCUUUGUGCCAAAAUGUUUCAUUGUAUUGUUCAGGCCCAACAUGAACUCCAGAGAACAUCUCAUGGGGAAAGGUCAGAGAUAG